GGAAGCACGAAGCGAGAAAUGGGAAUGGUUAAGUUUGCGCCGUGUGCUGUUUUUGUAUCUCGUCAUUUGUCAUAACUUGUUGAGAAACAAAUGAAAAUAAUGUCACAUGUUCCAAUAAUGCUUACUGAGACACGUGACUUCUCUCGGUUCUGUACCAGAAGCUGAAAAAUAUUUACAAUUGUGGAACGAAGGGGACUGCCAACGAAGAAAGCGAUCAUAACCUCGAAACUUUAACACUGGUGGUGAAAAGAUUGUUGAAAAAAUAAAAAUACAAUUUAAAUUCUCCAUAAUAGACCAGAACUCGCAUCAAUAAUACAGAAAAUUAUUCAAUAUGGGAAUUCGAGGGCUGACGACUUUCAUCGCAAGGCAUUCAGAGCAGUACUUGGAACCGUUCGAAUUGCAUGACACAUAUUUGGUCAUUGACGGUAAUAGCAUAGCGUGCCAACUCUACAAUUGGCAUGCCCGUUGCAACUGUGCCUUUGGGGGUGAUUACGACAGGUAUGCAGAACACGUCAGAGAGUUUUUUGAUAAUUUGAUUAGAUGCAAGAUUACUCCACUUGUCUUAAUCGAUGGCGGAUAUGAAAAUAAAAAAAUUAAAACUGCAUACUCUCGUCUACGAUCUAAAAUUAAAAUGGCGUCAUACUUUACACCUACACAAAGUUUGAAAUUUUUUCCCAUAUUGAUGAAGGAAGUCUUCAGGGAUGUAAUGGAUGAGAAGGGUGUCAAGUACGCUCAGUGUGCUUUUGAAGCUGAUGAUGAAAUUGCUGCUGUUGCUAGGAUUCUAGGCUGCCCAGUGCUUAGUUAUGACUCUGAUUUUUUCGUCUACGGAGUGUUGUAUAUACCUUACGAUACACUGGACGCGGGAUACGUUAAAGGCCGAAAGACAAAUGGAUAUGUUAAGAGGUGUAAAAUUUAUCGAGUGAAAAAGUUCUUGGACAGUUUUGGAGGCUUGGACCGAUCUCUGCUACCUUUGAUCGCCACAUUAUUAGGCAAUGACUACAUUAAGCGUGGCGUUUUUAAGCAAUUUUUCCAGAACUUGAAAUUGUCUAAACUAACUAAGAAAAAUAGCAAUGAACAACAGCGGCGAAUUGCAGCAUUACUCAAUUGGCUACAACCAUAUACCUUGAACAGCGCUGUUGGAGCAGUGCUUAGUAGGAUACAAAAGGAACAUCGGCGUAGAAUUAUGAGGGAAAUGGAAGCAGUUAUUGUUGGUUAUACAAAUUCUUCUCCCCGUAUGCUAGCACCACUUGGAUUUUCCAAAGAAUAUGUAGAUGAAGUAGAAACAAACGGAGUAAAUACACCUUUCAGAUUCCAAGAGGAUUUUAGUAGCUUGGAAGUUUUAGAAGAUUCAAUAAAUCUGGAAGAGUCUUCAAAAAGUGAUUACGACGAUAAAGAUGAUGAUCAGGAGCAUGAUGACAGUAACGAUGAAGAUGAUAAUGACAACGAAUAUGACAAUGACGAGGAUGAUGAAAAUAUCAGUGAUUAUGAUGAAAUAGAUUUAUGUACUGAAAAUUUCUUAAGUAGGGCCGCUCCACCUUGGUUCAUUGACGAGUAUAGCAAAGGACAAUACCCUCCCUAUUUCAUUGAUAUGAUGUAUCGCCAGUUGUUGUUUUGCCCACCACAAAUUGAAGAUUAUUUUUAUCCAGCGUCGCAUCUUGGAAGUUUGAAAAUUAUUAGCGUUAUCUUUGAACUCUUGACAUCGAACAGAAAAGAUGUGAAGAAAAAUUUAGAGUAUGUUAUACGAGAUAACAAUAAUCGAGCAACUCGCUAUCAACUACAGUCCUGCAGAGAGAUCUUUUCAUUUCAUUUUCCACCAUUGAAGGAUCUCAACACACUUCCUCUUACUGUCAGAGCAGGCAUAUUAACUCGCACCUUGGGAACUCCAAAAGAAUUCAACGCAGAUCUUAUAUUGCCUGAGUGGAGAUUGUAUCUGGCCACUAUCAUUUAUUGGAGCCAGCAAGGACAUGAACCUUUGGUGACUAGCUGCCACAUUUAUGCAUUGCUGUGCUCAAUGCUGUUUGGCAUCAUAGAUCAAAAAUUAGGAUUUUGUCGUUCAGUACAUAAACUGAAGGCUAAAUAUAAUGAUGUAAUUAAAAUGAAUGUCGAAAAUAGAAAACCUUUGGUAGACAAGGUGUUGUUUCCAACAAAUGCAAGUCUCAUCCAUACUGGAAAAUAUGUGACACCAGAGGACUGUUUUUCAGCAGCGAAUUUUUUCAUCCCCUAUUUUAAUCUUCCCCCAAAGAUAUCGUCCAGCCCGAAAGCGUUUAAUGUUACCGUUGUUCAUUCAUUUUCACAGUUUCAAAGUUGUUUGAGGUAUAGUAUGCAUCUCAAUGCUUUGCUCGGGUAUCCAUGUAUUCAGCCAAAGGUUGCGGAAGUUUAUAAUGGUACAUUGCUCUAUAAUUUGUAUCACAACUUCAAGAAGCGCAAUAGCAUAGAAGCCUACAUAAAUGUUGUACUCAAAGAUUCUCCAAGCCUUUUACAAAUUUUCAAUUCACUUAAUAAUGCCAUUAAAACACCACUGGCCACAGUAUUUGAACAUAAUGUAAACCAGAAGAGAAGGCGUAAAAAUAAAAAUAAAUCAAAGAAAGUUGAUGAAGAUGAGUACAUGAGCUGUGCUAGUGAAGACGAAAUUCUAGAAAAAAAUCAUCCCUUUAUAGAUCCAAACAAUCCGUUUUGUGUUCUUAAUGCAAUGGAGUAGUCAAAUAUCACUCAUCGGUACACAGGAUUUGUAAAAUAGUGUACAUUUGUUAAUGGAGCGACCUGUACAAAAGUGAAACUUUUGGUAACGAUUAAAAAAGUAUUUUAAGGAUAGAUUUAUUUUACUACAAUAAUUUUGUACAUAGUCACCAUUGAAAUAGCGUAAGAAUAAGGUAUGCAAAGAGAGUAAACUUAUACAUUGUUACAAAUGUAAAUAAUAUUCUAUCAGAGUAACAAAUUUAACCUGGUUGUUAUAUUUUUUUUUUCAACAAAUGA
Diprion similis is the source of this 2973-nucleotide messenger RNA. It is a transcript of the gene ast, whose product is annotated as protein asteroid. Bases 332 to 2698 code for a protein of 788 amino acids. The record is from RefSeq and is a predicted model, not a curated record. The transcript has a single exon. Lineage: Eukaryota; Metazoa; Arthropoda; Insecta; Hymenoptera; Diprionidae.